This is a messenger RNA of Spathaspora passalidarum NRRL Y-27907, 3763 nucleotides long. RefSeq lists its product as uncharacterized. Lineage: Eukaryota; Fungi; Ascomycota; Pichiomycetes; Serinales; Debaryomycetaceae. The transcript has 4 exons. Gene Ontology annotation, molecular function: carbohydrate:proton symporter activity. Gene Ontology annotation, biological process: transmembrane transport; carbohydrate transport. Bases 1 to 1761 code for a protein of 586 amino acids. Gene Ontology annotation, cellular component: membrane. The record is from RefSeq and is a predicted model, not a curated record.
AUGAUCCAGAGUAUCAACUCGAUUGAAGAUAAAGAAUUGAAACAACAAGUGGAAUUAGAACCAAUAAGCUCUCCACCACCAAAGAAGAAGUUUAGAUGGAGCAUUGAUAAAAGAGAUCACCCGAAGCAAGUUUUUAACUCAACAUUAUACUUAUCUAUUUUCGUCUUUGGUAUUCUUGGUGCAGCAAGAGGUUAUGAUGAAGGAAAUAUCUCCGGAAAUAUCACCCUUCCUGCGUUUAUCGCUAGGUUUGGAAUAAACGACCCCACAAAAUCUGCUGAUUAUUUAGCCAAUCUUACAUCUAAUAUCACAUCAAUGGUACAAUUGGGAUCUAUUGGUGGUGCUUUUAUAGCAAUGAAGACUGUCGAUUUUUUUGGUCGAGUACGUUCCCUCCAAAUUAUCUGUUUGCUUUGGAUAGUUGGAUCUAUAAUUCAAAUCACAUCAAGUAACUUGGGACAGCUCUAUGCAGGUAGGAUUAUUGAAGGAAUAGCUAUUGGUCAUACAACAUCUAUUGGCCCUGUUUACUUGGCUGAAGUUUCCCCUAGUCCCAUUCGAGGAUUAGCAAGUUGUAUUUUUGCUGGUGCGGUUUAUAUUGGGGUGUUGAUCGGUUAUUUGGCUAACCUUGGCUGUGUGUUAAAUGUUGCUGAUACUGUUAAUGGUCACAUUAAUGAUAACCAAUGGAGAUACACUCUUAUUCCAAAGAUAUUGUUAGCUAGUUUGAUUUUCAUUAUGUCAACUAUUCUUUGCGUUGAAUCUCCCAGAUGGUUAUUAAAAGUCAAUAAAGUUGAUCAAGCUGUUAAAAAUUUGUCAAAGUUAAGACACAUGCCCGAAGAUCAUGCAUAUAUUGUUGCUGAAAUUAGUGAUAUUAACGAACAAGUCUUGGCUGAAAAGGACGCUAUUGCCAACUCAAGUAUCUUGGGAAAUCUUAGAGAUCUUGUUACUAACAAAAGUAUCGCAUAUCGUUUCUUUUGUAUUGCUGGUGCUGCUCAAGUCCUUGGUCAAUGGAGUGGUGCUAAUGCUGUCACCAUCUAUGCUUCUGAAUUAUUUUCCCUUGCUGGUAUCAAGGGUCCAGUUGGUAAGUUAAAAAUGUCUGCUAUUUUGGGGGUUGUUAAAGUUAUAUCUGCUUACUUAGGUGCCUUUUUCAUUAUUGAUGUUUUUGGCAGAAAGCGUGCUUUAUAUUCCGGUAUUUCAUUACAAAUGGUUUCUAUUCUAUAUUAUGCUAUUUUCCUCACCAUUGUUCCACAGGCUUCACAAAAUGGUACGGUAUUGACACCUUCACAAACCAGAGCAUCCAAGGGUGCACUUGCUGCCAUCUUCUUGUCCGGUACAGGAUGGACAAUUGGUUUCAAUUCAGUUCAAUAUUUGCUUGGGUCAGAAAUUUUCCCAUUACAUAUCCGUUCAUUUGCUCAAUCUUUAGUUAUGGUGUUGCAUUUUGCCAACCAAUACGGUAACUCGAAGGCACUUCCCAAGCUUAUGUUGGCAUUGCAACCAUAUGGAGCAUUUUACUUCUUUGUUGGUGUUAUGGUUCUUGGGUUAGUAUUUGCAUUCUUGUUGCCAGAAUUGCAAGGACGUAGUUUGGAAUCGGUUGAAGAAGUAUUUACUUUACCUUGGUACAAGUUGAGAAACUGUGACAAGCUUGUUCCUGAUCAUUCUAACGUUCAUGAAAUUAACUAUAUUAACAGUAGAGGCAAGUUAGUAUAUGACACCGGAAAGGUUGAUGAGAUUGUAUUACAGCCUGAACAAAAGGCUGAAAAGAUGGUUUAAUGCUCUUCUCCUAUAUAGUAGUUUAUGAUAAAUAAAGACAAAAAUACAUGAUUGAUUACAGUCUAUUUUAUCUAGUGUUAUUUAAACUAUUUGUUUUUUUACAACUGUGACUCUAAAUUGAUUAAUAAACUAUAGGUCUCUCUUGGCAUUUUGUAUUGAACCAUACCAGCGUAAAUCAUACAAUUCUUGGCCACCUUCUUCCAUUGAAUCAAUUCUUCUCUUUCAUUGCCCAAACAUUGAUAUUUCUUGGUUAAAAUCUCAUAAUUCAAAUGAGACACACUUGUCAUAACCAUAAUCAAUAAUGACGGAAUAACCUUGAUUAAAUUGUCAUCCAUAUCACUAUUUUGGAUCAAUUCACUACUAGUUCUAAUCUUGAUAAGAUCAUCGCUUGGAUCUACUGGAAUAAGUCCUAGCUUGCCAAUUUGAGUUAUCACUUCCCUCCAAUUUUUUUGCAAGAAUAAUUCUCGAAUGGUAAUUAUAGGUAAUAAUAAAUCACAGGUUUGCUUCUUUUGUGGAGCUAUCUUACUCAAUAUGAAACUGUUAUUGUUGAACAUUUUCAUUAUAUGUUGUGAAAGUAAUAUGAUAUUAUUGUCGAUGGUGUCUUUGUAUUCACUACCAUCAGUAGUAUAUCCGCUGGAAAUAACUUGAUAAUUACCGAAUUUGAUAAUUGGCUUACUUAAAUCGGUAGUUGCAAAAAUUUCCGCUAAUAAUUUAUUGAUCAAUGAUACUACGGUAUCGUAUUCACAACAUAAUUGGUAUAAUAAUAAUGCAUCGAAAAUUCUUCCUUCUUCUUCGCACUUGGUAGCAGAAACUUCAAUGAUUUCACGAUAGUAAUCUUCUAAAUUGUCUAAUUUUAUUAAGCUUCGUUGUUUUUCCAAGAUUCCUGGGGUCUUGGUACCAUUUUCUUGAUUUAAUUCACCAAGUAAAAUUCCAAAUUCUCGAGAUACUAAAAUCAAUUCACGUAAUGCUUCGUGCGAAACUUCUGGUUCAACCAAGCUUAUCAAUAUUAAAUAUUGACAUGCAACUUUUGGAUCACUUAUUUUGAAACUUCUAGUGUAUGACCCUACUAACCUGCUAAAGUUAAUUUCAUAUUCAUUAUUGUGAACUGAAAGUAAUACAUCUUUGUUAAAGCUUGAACAUCUCAACAAGCCAUAAUAUGUUAAUCCAAUAGCUAAAUGAACAGCAUCACAUUCAUUAACAUGAUCAUAAGUGUAUUGGACCGCCAAUUCAUAAAGUCCCACCAAAAUCAAACUCUUGAGAUAAAGAGGAUUAUUUGAAGAUCCCAAAUUCUUUGGUCCUAAUUGGAUAAUCUUGUUUUGUAAAUUCAAUAAACUGUAAUUUUCAAAGAUCAAUGAAGAUUCAUUCUCGUUGAUGAUGGAUAAAUGGAACCAUAACCAAUCUUCAAUACUUAAAUUUAUAGAUUGCGGUAAUGCUUUUUUGCUUAAGUCACAUUUCCCAAUAAUCUUAUAAACGGAAUAUUUAUAUGGAUCAUAAUUAAUACUUGUAUCAACAUCAUUAAUAAUAAAUUGAAAUUGUUGAUUGAAUUCCAGAUGUAACUUUUCCAUUAAUUCUGACGGCAAUGUAUGAUUAUCAACAUACUUCUUAAUAUAAACCGGGAAAUUCUUGUCAAAUUUAUGGAACAAUUCACGAUUACGAGUGGCAAGUUCCACAGCAUCAAAAUAUAAACCAGCUCUAAUAAGAUAGAAGAUUAAUGCCCAAAUAGGAGUUCCGUUAACUAAUAAAGUUUUGUUAACUAAAUCAGGAUCAUUUUUCAAUACAAUUUGAUGAAUGAAAUAACCAAUCUUAUUUAAAUUAGAAGCAGGUUGGAAUUUAGCUGGUUUAUCGGUAUCCUUCAAGUAAAGCUCAUCCACAUAAUUAUAAAACUCUUGCUCCAAAUAAGUCUUACUGUUAUUCACAAUUGAUUCAUUUAAAUCGCGUUUAGGAACAUUAGAAAAUUUCUGUUCUUGACUGGUUUUGGCAAACUUUUCAUCGGUUAAUUCAA